Drosophila willistoni is the source of this 1909-nucleotide messenger RNA. It is a transcript of the gene Cyp28d1, whose product is annotated as probable cytochrome P450 28d1. The coding region runs from base 32 to 1540 and encodes 502 amino acids. Gene Ontology annotation, molecular function: monooxygenase activity; heme binding; oxidoreductase activity, acting on paired donors, with incorporation or reduction of molecular oxygen. The transcript has 6 exons. The record is from RefSeq and is a predicted model, not a curated record. NCBI's taxonomy places the organism in Eukaryota, Metazoa, Arthropoda, Insecta, Diptera, Drosophilidae.
UUGUUCGCACCAGUGAACGGAACUCUAGAAAAUGGGUGCAAUCUGUGUGACCUUGUUUCUACUGGCUGCCCUUGUGGCCUUGAUAUAUGUAUUUCUAGUCUGGAAUUUCAAUUACUGGUCUAAUCGUGGCAUUAAAACCGCAAAAGCAUGGCCCCUGGUGGGAAGUUUUCCAAGCAUGUUUACACAAAAAAGAAAUAUGAUGUACGACAUUGAGGACAUAUAUCAAAAAUACAAGCGCACUGAGAAUUUUGUGGGUGUGAUAAAUACUCGUUUGCCGCAGUUGCUCGUUCUUAGCCCAGAAUAUGCUCAUAAAAUUUUUGUCUCGGAUUUUAGUAGUUUUCGAGAUAAUGAAUUUUCCAAGUUUGUCAGCAAAAAGGUCGACAAAAUUUUGGCAAACAAUCCGUUUAUAUUAACAGGUAACGCUUGGAAGGAGAGGCGAGCCGAAAUAACGCCUGGCUUGACUGCCAACCGUGUAGGUGCCGUCUAUCCUGUAACUCAAAGCGUGUGUCGCCAGUUUGUUGACUACAUCAAGGGGCAACAACUCAUGGCUUCAUCGGAAGGCCUAAAUGCUAAGGAUCUUUGUCUCUGUUAUACUACCGAAGUCGUUGCCGAUUGUGUCCUAGGCAUUAGUGCCAAAAGUUUCACUGAUAACCCCACACCACUGGUGGGCAUGAUUAAGCGCGUCUUUGAGCAAUCUUUCGGUUUUAUAUUCUUUACGAUGAUUGCCAACAUUUGGCCACCAAUAAGAAAGUUUUAUACUGUUGGACUUUUCGCCAAGGAUGUGGAAGAAUUCUUUUUCGAUCUAAUGCAGAAAUGCAUUAAUUUGCGUCGUCAAGAUCCAAAGCUACAGGAUCGUAUUGAUUUUCUCAACUACAUGUUGCAUUUACAGGAUAAAAAGGGUUUAAACACUCCGGAGUUAACUUCACAUACCAUGAGUUUUCUUACUGAUGGUUUUGAGACCACCGCAUUGGUACUGGCUCAUACAUUAUUGCUAUUAGCUCGUUAUCCCGAGGAACAACGAAAAUUAAGAGAGGAACUUGGUAACAGUAACGUGACGUUUGAAAAACUUAGUGAGCUGCCUUUUCUAGAUGCCUGUAUAAAUGAAACACUUCGCCUGUUUCCACCACUUUUGUCUGGUCGUAAGAUCGUAACCGAAACCUAUGAUUUUGUUAAUAAGAAUGGUGUCCGGGUACGUGUGGAACCUGGUGAUGUUGUCACUGUUCCUGUCCGUUCAUUCCACCUUGAUCCACAAUACUAUGAAGAGCCUGAAGAAUUCAAGCCCGAGCGUUUUCUAGAGAUCAAUGGAGGUGUCCGAAAGUACAGAGAUCAAGGGGUCUUCUUUGGCUUUGGUGACGGUCCAAGAAUUUGUCCAGGUAUGCGUUUUGCUCUAACACAAAUGAAGGCAGCUUUGGUGGAAAUAUUACAGAAUUUUAACAUAAAAAUCAACCCAAAGACCCGCAAGGAUAAUGUUUUAGACGAUACUUACUUCAUGGCCUCAUUAAAAAAUGGCAUAUGGUUAAAUUUCGAAACAAUACAAUAACUACAAUAUUAAGAAUUGAAUAUGUAAGCUUCGCAAUCAAAAUCCAUUUGUGAUGACACAAUCAAUUUAGAUGUUUCUUAACUUUUUCUUAUUACUCUGUAUACUACAAAUUUUGCUUAUAUGGUUAACGCAUUAGAUAAAUAUUUUGUGUUUAGUCACGACUCAGGGCAAGUUGAACCAAAGGCAAUACCUUAAUUGAAGAUAAAUCAGCCAAAAUUGCUUCAAUGCUGUCCAGGGAAGCCACUUGCAUGAUACUUUCCUUACGGAAACUUAGUAUAAUGAUGGCAAACAGGGGCAAAAUCUCUAGGCUAUCGAACCCGAGUAUCUGUUACAAGGAGAAGAAAUAAAGUUAUGGUACAUUUGGAUAAA